This is a messenger RNA of Solenopsis invicta (red fire ant), 679 nucleotides long. RefSeq names its product glutaredoxin-related protein 5, mitochondrial (gene Grx5). The record is from RefSeq and is a predicted model, not a curated record. The transcript is spliced from 3 exons. Lineage: Eukaryota; Metazoa; Arthropoda; Insecta; Hymenoptera; Formicidae. The coding region runs from base 175 to 567 and encodes 130 amino acids.
UUAGGCUUUUCUCUGCUUUUACAUACACAUGCCAAUGCGUCUUGAAUAAAAUUACGAAACAGCUGACAAUUUUUAUCACAGAUAGAGCACACAUAACCGUUUUGCGCCAUUUCGUUCUUUGACGAAAGCUCUAAGUUAAUUGCAAAAGUGUUCUCUAGUAUAAUAAAUUAAGACAUGUAUCGUUUUAGCGGCAAACAUUUCGGUAUUGUUAGAAAUUUUUGUUCGCAAUUUAAUGAUAUCACUAAUCUCGUUAAAAAAAGUAAGGUAGUCGUCUUUAUGAAAGGCGUUCCAGAAGAGCCAAGAUGUGGAUUCAGCAAUGCAGUAGUUCAGAUAUUACGAAUGCAUGGUGUUACUUAUGAUGCUCACGAUGUUCUUAAAGAUGACAAGCUUAGACAAGGUAUAAAAGACUUUUCUAAUUGGCCCACUAUACCCCAAGUAUUUAUAAAUGGUGAAUUUGUGGGUGGCUGCGACAUACUCUUAGAAAUGCACAAAAAUGGUGAGCUUAUUGACGAACUGAAGAAAGCUGGAAUUACUAGUGCUCUUUUGGAAAAGGAAGAAUCUUCUUAAAGUGGUAUCAACAAAUCUAAAGAAUAAAUCUAUCUUAGGUAUAUUGUAAAUAAACAGAAGGUUGUAUCUCUUACUUAUAGAAAGAUAAAAGGUUGCUUUUUGUUACGAUAAA